CGGUUCAAUCGGGUAACCCGGCCUAUGUAAUACAGUAGGCGCCCAGUCGACACAAUUUAUGGCGCUAAAUUGGCUUUGAUAUCGUCCAUGUUCGCAGUGACAACUCCAGCCUCGAGCGGACCCCCAUUGACUCACCCUAGACUAAAAGGCUAAAAUGCGGCCACUAACGUGAGAGUUGGCGCAAGACGAAGCAGAAGCAGAGUAAUAACAGGAUAUUCAGGUCCCUCUGAUGUCGCCUGAAUGUCAUUGGAAAGUGACCAUGAAUCAUUCGGAGGUGCCGACGAGAAUCUCGGUGGUGUCAGCUGAAUCCAUCUCUGCAUCUACAACAUCAGAAGUAUAACCACUUUGUGCGCCUUGCACAUCACUAUGAGAUGAUAUAAUCGUCGGGGUUGGUGACCCAAGCCGAGACUCUGGGGGAUACGACGUGCCAUGUUUGAGGGGACUGGCGACUAAUGGUUCCGAUGGAUCUUUAGAACUAACAUUCGCCUGCAGCUUGCUACGCUUCCGCACUUCAGUUUGUUUCCGUUUUUUCUCUUUCUGCGCCUUCUUUUCUGCUGCCACUUGUUCCUGUGCAGCUAAUCGCGCACUUUCCACCUUUGCCUCCUCCUCCUCGAUUUCAUCCAGUUCCCACUGCUCUUUCAUGAACUCUGGGUACCGUUCACAAAUGGGACGCCACGUCGGCUCUUGCCCUUCCAUUUUUGCUGUAGUCGAGCCGUCUAGAAGAGCAUCUACGUCGGGUGGAGGAGGGAAUGCAAAAUCUGGUCCAGGAUUGAGUUCAACCGAUGCACCGUUGAACAAGGAAAUGAAGGGAUAAUAGCCGAGUGUACCGUCGUCAAACGGGUUCUCCCUAUGCUCCUUGACACCCUCCCUGCCUCGCUUUUUCUCCUUUCCCUUAUGAGCCACAGCAGUAGUGCGAAGCUGUAGAUAGUCGUAAAUGUCUUGAAAGGCGAUACCUUGGCAUUCACCAUUGACAAAAAAUGCAAUGCGAGAAUUUGCGAGAGUGGGGAGAGGUCUGAGAGUGGGACCUGGGACCUUACUCUUCGUAGAAGAGGCACGAUCAGAAGGUUUUCCAUUUGGUUUGGCAAAAGGAGCAGUUUGCGUGGGGGUAGUGGCUGGCUUGCUGCCCGAAUAAUCCAUGAGAGCGAUCAUCUCUUUUGACUGAGGGUACUCGAGAAUUUCGAACGUUUCCUGACCCUUGAGAUCAAUCGCAAUACGUUCGCGUUUCAAUCGCGCUGGGUCACUGGGGUCCUUUGGAUCUGAUUGUCGUCGCGGAGGAAGUGAAAUGUACAUGCCAAUGACGUCUCCAGAGGUGAAUGGACGACCGUAUGGGCGAGGACGGGAUAGAGUCACUUUCCCGCCAGUCUUGUCGCGAUAUCCGUAGCUAUACCCAUCCAAUCCUACUGGGCCGUUCAGAGGUGCCUCCCGUCUCCCAAAACCUAACCGGACAUGCCCACCAUCGCGUCUUGAAUCCUCUGUCAAUCGUUCACCCCCGCCACGUAAUAUUUUCACUUCCAUAUACCAACGCCCUUCUCGUAUCGGAGCAUUGCAGCGAGCACUGCGAAAACCCUUGGACCCAAGCAAUUUCAGCCCAUCGGGAGUGACAUAGACGAAUGGGCUUCGGUCCUCCCAACUGACUCUAUACGAAGUAGGUUUGGUUUCAAUAGUGCGACAGGGAAGGAAGAAACCGCGUGGGUUGAUUCCGGCCGGUGAGUAGCGAUAGCCAUGUCGAUUUAUACCGGUAAAAUCUGUUUUGAAAAACGUGUCGGAAUCUGGGAUGGGCACGAAACUGGGGCCACGAGAAAUGGUAAGUUGUGGACGAGAAGAAAGGUCAAGGCGAGAGGUAAGAACUAAUUCCGGAGCUUCUGAAGGAGCGGGUGAACCAUUGCUGUCAAGAAGAGGGCUUUCUGCAGUCUUUUCUGAUCUCUUCCGCUUCAGCAUCACAAUGAGUGAAAAGGGGGAAGGAAGGGCAGGUUACAUAAUAAUCAUGUUCUCCAGCCUUGGACUCUUCUACUCCGUCCGAUGUCCUGACCUACAACAAUGCCCAAGACAGCCAUUUUGUGUAUUAUCUCAUCGCGAUGAUACCCCAGAUGAACCCGCCCUCGAUAUACCUGUUUCUUCUCCCCCAAAACAGCCAACUGGACCCUCUAGCAUAUUACCCGCUAAACGUCCCAUAUCUUCAACGCCUCCUGUUCAACCUUCCUCAGAACCUCCCCGGAAGCUUCAAAGAUUAUCCCAGUCAUCCUCCAAGCCAACUCAAUCACACGAAAAUGGACCUCCAGUUCUCAGAAUAAAUGCCGCUCAAUCCCAAGUCGCCUUACCGGUGCGACAGGCCAUGCUCAAGACACUCUAUGACCACUUCGUUAUUCUAUACGAACGUAUCCUUCCAAGCAACCCAUCGUUAGCGUCUGAACACGCUUUGAAACAAGAGGGAGAAAUAUACACCAAGUCUGGCAAGAUCACAUAUCGGCAUGCGGUAAUCCAGAGUGUGGCAGCUCUCAAGCGACGUCCAGUGCCAGAUUCCGCCGCGCACCCAUCUGUUGGAACCGAAGGAGAGAUCGCAGCACGCGCUGAACUACAAAAGUCUCUCAAGUCCCUUCGCCUCACACGGUCUAUUCUAGAACCUUACAUACUCCCCAUUACGGACCUCGAGAGAUGGGGCUACAUUGUAAAUAUCCCUGACGGACCCGGGGGGAACGAGCCGAGCAAAGAAGGUCAACUUACAAAGUGUGAAAGAUGUGGCGAACCGUUUUUGGUCCGGCGCGAUCCAAAGCCAAAUGAAUGUUUACACCACUGGGGGAGACCGUAUGGGAAACAGAUCGAUGGAAAAAGAAACCGGAUAUACAGUUGCUGUUCAAAGGCAGUCACUGAGGAGGGUUGUGUACACGGGUCGCAUGUCUUUUACGAAUCGGAUGCGGAAGUCCUUCAUAGUCGUCACUCGUUUUCGAAACUUUCGAGCGGUGGGGAUGACAAUGAAAGUAUCUUAGACGUCGCGGCGCUGGAUUGCGAGAUGGUAUAUACUACAGGGGGGAUGCGUGUAGCAAGGGUUUCUGUCGUUGACGGCGCUGGAACGCAAGUCUUUGAUGAGCUGGUCCGCAUGGACGAAGGCGUAGAAAUUCUUGACUUUAAUACUCGAUUUUCUGGUAUCACCCAAGACGAAUACAGAUCAAAAGCUCUCCUUACUCUCAGUUCGAUACGGCGUUCUCUCGACGCCUUCAUCAAUGGCGAGACGGUUCUCAUUGGUCAUGCGUUAGAGAACGACCUGAAAACCCUCCGAAUUGUGCACCACCGUUGCGUGGACACCGCAGUUAUGUUUCCUCAUCAUGUUGGUCCACCUUACCGACGUGCACUGAGAGAUCUCGUAAGAGACCAUCUAGGAAAGAGCAUACAAGUUGGCGGCGGUACCGUCGGGCAUUCUUCCUUGGAAGACGCAAUCGCGACCUUGGAUCUUGUACGGUGGCGCAUCCGACAACAACAGAGUGCAAACGAAACUGCAUUCAAACCGGGUACAUAGUUAGGCUACUACUAUAAAGUACGAGACACAAGAUUACAGUCCGUAAAUGCUAC
This is a messenger RNA of Marasmius oreades (fairy-ring Marasmius), 3564 nucleotides long. RefSeq lists its product as uncharacterized. Gene Ontology annotation, cellular component: nucleus. Lineage: Eukaryota; Fungi; Basidiomycota; Agaricomycetes; Agaricales; Marasmiaceae. The transcript is spliced from 6 exons. The coding region runs from base 1775 to 3511 and encodes 578 amino acids. The record is from RefSeq and is a predicted model, not a curated record. Gene Ontology annotation, molecular function: nucleic acid binding; exonuclease activity.